CCCCUCCCCUCUCCCACCAUACACCAACUCCAUCUUCCCGCAUCCCGCUCACCCAACACCAUUCGUUCAUCCGACCUAAACCACCCCCAUAUAUAAUAACAUCCAAACACACACAAACAAACAAACCCAAAGCAAGAUGUCCGCCUCCUCCCUCGUAGCCCUCGACUCCCUCGAAGCCACCAUCCUCAUCGACAACGACCUGGAUCCCAUGUCCCCCAUCCCGCCAGACACAGUAGAAGUGACCGGUCUAAUGCGCACGCUAGCAACAUCCUCUCCGCACGAAAUCCACGACCGGGGUGAUGCGCAUAAGGAGCUUCAAAUGGAGGAUAUAUGCUGCUCUGCGCAUGGGUUGUCAAUUCUUGUGACCGCAACAAAAGACAACAAACAGCACACGGUCCUCUUCGACGCCGGACCUGAAGGCGACGCCUGGGAGAGGAAUGUUAAGCGCCUACGGCCGGAUUUGGCGGACGUGGAGGUCGUGCAGUUGUCGCAUUGGCAUCGGGAUCAUUCUGGUGGUCUUCAACGAGCCAUUGAGAUGAUUACAGAUGCUAAGAAGAAGAAAGCCGGUGGGAAUUCCGCUGUAACGGUAGUUGAUCUUCACCCUGAUCGACCGGAUUACAGAGGCAUGGCUAUUGGACAUAAUAUCAUCUCGCUGCAGGCUGAUCCCACCUUCGAGGAAUUAGAAGCUGCCGGAGGCACGGUGCAGAAACAUGCAGAUGCGCAUACCGUUCUCGAUGACUUCUUCUUCAUCUCGGGGGAGAUUCCUCGACGGACGGGGUAUGAGCAUGGGUUGAAGGGGGGGAUGAGGUUCGAUGCCGAAGAGAAGGAUUGGUUCUCGGAUGAGGGGAUUGCCGAUGAGAGGUUUUUGAUGUGUAGGCUUAAGGAUAAGGGCAUAGUUAUGUUCACGGCGUGCAGUCAUGCCGGGGUGGUUAAUUGCGCACAGCAUGCGGUGGAUUCGCUAGAUGGUGAGGUCCCUCUACAUGCUAUUGUGGGGGGGUUUCAUCUUGCUACUAGUGAGACGUCGCAGUUGGAGAGUACCGUUAGGGAUCUGAAGAGGUUGGAUCCUGCGGUUAUCCUUCCGGGGCAUUGCUCGGGGUGGAGGGCUAAGUUUGCCAUUGAGAGGAGUAUGCCGGGGGCGAUGGUGCCUUGUUCGGUGGGGAUGAGGAUUAAGUUUUAGGCAACUUACAGGUUAGUUUAUGGUCAUGAUGGAUGUUGUUCUUGGGAAGAUGCUAGUCUAGCCUAGGUCUAUCCAAGACAUCUCCAACAGCAAUGCUCAAUCGAACAGACAUGCCAUGGUGAGGACUUAUGUUGACUACAAGAAUAUCUGGGAGUCAUUGUAUGCUCAUUGUC
Aspergillus eucalypticola CBS 122712 is the source of this 1350-nucleotide messenger RNA. RefSeq names its product MBL fold metallo-hydrolase. The transcript is spliced from 4 exons. The record is from RefSeq and is a predicted model, not a curated record. Gene Ontology annotation, molecular function: transferase activity. The coding region runs from base 137 to 1177 and encodes 346 amino acids. Lineage: Eukaryota; Fungi; Ascomycota; Eurotiomycetes; Eurotiales; Aspergillaceae.